CAGCCACAACACCUGAUUAUUGUGCGUUGAGGAGCAUUUUAAGGGGGAUUUGAUACACUACAGAGAUGACUACCAUCCAUGUUUUUAUCAUCUGCAGCUUGGCUGUGGUCUUUGCAGCUGGGAAGGUGAGCAUCGAGGCGGACAGGCCUUGGCUGAGGGUCCGACUCUUUCACACCGCCGUCCUGGAGUGCUGCUUCGGGACCGACCAGGACUCGGUCCGAACCGCCUGGAUCAAGGAAGACGCCGCCUCAGGCCCGAAUCCUGUGGUGGCGUCGGACAUGGUGACCGCGGGCCACAGAAUCUAUCGCGGCGUCACCUGCGGCACCCUGAUGCUGACCAAGGCCCGGCUGAGCGACGGCGGGCUGUACCGCUGCCGGCUCAACGCCACUGAUGUCAUCACGCACGGCACCUACCUGCAGGUCUACGAGCCGCUGAAGAAGACAAUAAACCUCAGCGAAAAGACCAAAAACAACAUCCUGAUGGCAGAGGGACUUUUGCUUUUCCUUUGUGUCCUCGUGCCUUCAGUCGCUCUCCUCUUUAAGUCAAAGCAACUCAGUGCGCUGCAGAAGACAAAGGCCAGGAGGGAAGAGGAGAACAUCUAUCAGGGCCUCAAUCUGGAAGAGUGUUGCGCCAUAUACGAUCAGAUCGAUCACUCCAAGACAGCGGUGGGCCCCUACCAGGAUGUGCUCAACAAUGUGGAGGAGGAAAUCCAGCUGGAGAACCCGUGAAUGGAAAGGAAGAAACAAAACUCAAACAAAAGCGCAGUUAAGAAAAUGUGUUUAUUGCUGUGGUUAAAUUAAGUGUCUGCUUUUGUUAUCGUUUAAUUUGGACAACCAGGUAUGGUGAAAAUAAGGUCCUUUAAAAAAAAAAAAAAGUAUAUAUAUAUUAGGGCUGCAGCUA
Molecule: messenger RNA, 900 nt
Organism: Nerophis lumbriciformis (worm pipefish)
Lineage: Eukaryota; Metazoa; Chordata; Actinopteri; Syngnathiformes; Syngnathidae
Gene: cd79a
Product: CD79a molecule, immunoglobulin-associated alpha
Biological process (GO): B cell differentiation; B cell receptor signaling pathway
Cellular component (GO): B cell receptor complex; external side of plasma membrane
Source: RefSeq, a predicted model, not a curated record